Molecule: messenger RNA, 966 nt
Organism: Priceomyces carsonii
Lineage: Eukaryota; Fungi; Ascomycota; Pichiomycetes; Serinales; Debaryomycetaceae
Product: 3-methyl-2-oxobutanoate hydroxymethyltransferase
Exons: 1
Coding region: 1-966 (321 amino acids)
Biological process (GO): pantothenate biosynthetic process
Cellular component (GO): mitochondrion
Molecular function (GO): magnesium ion binding; 3-methyl-2-oxobutanoate hydroxymethyltransferase activity
Source: RefSeq, a predicted model, not a curated record
AUGAUUAUUAGAGCAAUUGGUAGAAGAAAGUAUGUCAGUUUAAAACAACUGCUUUCGGUCAGAUUUUUCACUGCGCAGAGCAUCUGCCGAUCUACCUAUUCUAAUGACAGAAGGAAGACACUUAGAGAUAUCGAGCAAUUGUAUGCUCGAAAAGAGCCAAUUACAAUGUUGACUGCCUAUGAUAGCAUAACUAGUAGAGUGGCAGAUAAUACAGGAGUUGACAUUAGCUUGAUCGGAGAUUCGCUAGCUAUGACCACAUUAGGUAUGCAAGACACCAUAGAAAUUACCUUAGAUGAAUUCUUAUUUCACGUCAAGUCCGUUGAGAGAGGCAACAAAAGAUCAUUAUUGAUAGCUGAUUUGCCUUUCGGCUCUUUUGAAUCAUCCAAAGAGCAGGCAAUCGAAACUGCAAUUAAAUUGGUUAAGUUUGGGAAAAUUCAAGGUAUCAAGAUUGAGGGUGGUAAUGAAGAGACUAUACCUAAAAUCCGCGGCAUUAUCAAUGCUGGCAUCCCUGUGAUGGGUCAUGUCGGCUUAACUCCCCAAAAGCACAAUUCACUUGGCGGGUUCAAGUUGCAAGGAAGUCAAGUGAAUAAUGCGCUUGAUAUUUAUAAAGAUUGUAUAAGACUCCAGGAAGCUGGAUGCUUCUCAAUUGUUUUAGAGUGUAUUCCAAAUAAGCUAGCAGAACUUAUUACCAAAAAGUUGUCGAUUCCUACCAUUGGCAUUGGUGCUGGCCCCAGCUGCUCAGGACAAGUUCUUGUUAUUAGUGAUAUGUUAGGUAUGUCAGAUCCAAAUUCUCACAGGCCCAAGUUCGUUAAGCCCUAUUUGAAUUUUUACGACCAAGCUGUGAAGGCAAUAUCUGAGUACAAGCAUGAAGUCUCUUCGGGUACUUUUCCUGAUGCUGAUGAACAUGGCUAUAAAAUGAAAAGUGAAGUACUCAGCGAACUUCAAAAAGAAAUUCAGAAGUUAUAA